This is a messenger RNA of Oncorhynchus kisutch (coho salmon), 1984 nucleotides long. Its product is annotated as cold shock domain-containing protein C2-like. The transcript is spliced from 4 exons. The record is from RefSeq and is a predicted model, not a curated record. Gene Ontology annotation, cellular component: cytoplasm. Gene Ontology annotation, biological process: regulation of mRNA stability. Gene Ontology annotation, molecular function: mRNA 3'-UTR binding. Bases 473 to 949 code for a protein of 158 amino acids. NCBI's taxonomy places the organism in Eukaryota, Metazoa, Chordata, Actinopteri, Salmoniformes, Salmonidae.
UUUUGCUCCCUAAUCAUCCAGACAGACCAGCUUGUGCCGCGCAGCCAGCCAGCCACAAGCAAUAGGUAUUCUCUCCACAUGUCUGUGCAGGUUUAUUUUUUAUUUAAUUAUAUAAUUAUCGUUAUAUAACCGUUAAGAGUCAAGACAUCUGCACGUUUGACCGAAAACAGCUUGACAUUUUACGGAAACCUCCAAGCUCCUCCAUUGUCCCGCUUUCCAGACGCAUCCUAACAGUAAUACUACCACCUCCACUACCAGCACCACCUCCACCACCACCGACACAUCACCACCACCACCACCUCCACCACCACCACCUCCACCACCACCGACACAUCACCACCACCACCACUGACACACCAACAUCACCCUUAUCAUGCUGGCAGUCUAGGCCUGUCUCCCAAGCUGUGUCCCACUCGAGACUGAGGCAGCUUCUCCCACGAAGCUUCACACCCCCAGGGGGACCACCACAGAGAUGGCUGAUUCCGACCCCUCAUCCCCCUCCGAUCCACCACAGCCUCUGAGCUCCCCCCGUACUCCCCUCUCCCUGUCCUUCCCCUUCCUCAGGCAGGGAAGUCGGGUGUGGGAAAGGGAGAGGAAACCCCCCUUGAUGCCAGGCGAGCUACCCAGCCCUCUGCCCACCAAACGCACCCGCACAUACUCAGCGACGGUGCGGGCCAGAUCAGGCCCAGUGUAUAAGGGCGUGUGCAGGACCUUCUACAGGUGCCAGGGUCAUGGCUUUAUAAAGCCCUCCAACGGUGGAGAGGAUAUCUUUGUACACAUCUCUGAUAUCGAUGGAGAAUAUGUUCCGAUGGAAGGCGACGAGGUCACGUACAAAGUCUGUUCCAUCCCCCCCAAGAACCAGAAGAUGCAGGCGGUGGAGGUGAUCAUCACCCACCUGGCCCCAGGAACCAAGCAUGAGACCUGGUCUGGACAGAUCAUCAGCUCCUAGACCUCCACCUGCACCUUCAGAGAGGCGGUGUGGGGAAGAGUGUAGGGUGGGGUUGGGGAGGGAAGGUAGGAAGGAGCCUGGAUAGGUAAAGGGAAGGGAAGAGGGAGAAGUGGAGUCCAGGGUAGGGAGAGAAGGCAGGGAAGGAAGGAGCCUAGAGAGGUAAAGGGGAGGGAAGAGGGAGAAGUGGAGUCCAGGGUAGGGAGAGAAGGCAGGGAAGGAAGGAGCCUAGAGAGGUAAAGGGGAGGGAAGAGGGAGAAGUGGAGUCCAGGGUAGGGAGAGAAGGCAGGGAAGGAAGGAGCCUAGAGAGAUAAAGGGGCAAGGGGAGCAGAGGAAGGAGUGAAUAAGUAAAGGGGUUGGAAUGUGGUAUAAGGCUUAAGAUGGUUUUUAUGUAGGUUUCAGUUGGAAUGUGGUAUAAGGCUUAAGAUGGUUUUUAUGUAGGUUUCAGUUGGAAUGUGGUAUAAGGCUUAAGAUGGUUUUUAUGUAGGUUUCAGUUGGAAUGUGGUAUAAGGCUUAAGAUGGUUUUUAUGUAGGUUUCAGUUGGAAUGUGGUAUAAGGCUUAAGAUGGUUUUUACGUAGGUUUCAGUUGGAAUGUGAAUGAAUGAAUAUCAAGGUUAACUUUGAUUUAAGAUUAAAGGUUGAUGGUUUAUUUAAGAUAAUUUUAAAUAGCAGGAGUCGAGUAAGUUUAAUAAAUCACUGUUGUAGGGAAAACGUGAAACAGAGCAUCAAAUCUUCCUAAAUUGUAUUGUUUUUAUUCAUACUUUUAAUUGAUUGAUUGACUUAUUUAUUUUCCAUUUGUUAUGACAGGUGAGGUAGAUGUUGUUGAUCAGAUUAUUUAUAAAUGUGUGUUUUUGUGCCAAUAUAUACCUGGUCUAACCCAUUACACAAUUCACUCUGAUGAUACUGCCCUGGUAACACCUACUCCUUCAGUCUAAUGUUGACCAAUGACCAUUUGUUCAUCUUUGUAACAGAGUUACUGAUGAUUACUAUAUGUGGUUCAAACCCCAUUUUUUAUCAUUAAAACCAAUGCUAUCCAGA